AUGAACACACUCUCUGCCGUCUCUUUGCUGGCUUUGGCCGCUACCAGCUUUGCCUUGCCAAACCCUACUCCUACACCCACCACUUUGGCGACGCACGGUCUCGCAGUCGAUGGUGCCAUGGCAGUGCACACCGUUGCUGCUGCUGCUGACUAUGCCAGCCCACCUGAGUACCUGACCAUUGUUGUCGUCAACAGCCACGGUGAUACCAUUACCACCUCUCUUGACACUAAUCCUGGUGCCCCUACCCCUGUCUCUGGAGCGACUGGCGCCGGUACAAUGACCAAUGGUCAGACAGCUUCAAUUGCUGUUCCCACGAACUGGAUCGGAAAUAUGGCCAUCAACGAUGCCCUUUGGGGAAUCACUGGCGAUGAUAGUUUAAUCGAGUCCAACUUCGUCGUUCCUUAUGAAGGAACUGUGGCCGUGGCCGAUAUUGAUGUCAGCUAUGUUGACGGGUUUUCUGUUGCUAUCGUCUGCCACUGCGGUGGUCUCAGCGACACUGUUGUCACUGGAUGCAACAAGAACUUGUUCGAACUCAACACCUGCCCCGACAACGAUAAUGAAAAUGCCUGCGUCAACCCUCUCCGCAGUGACCUUUCUGCUACUUCUGCCACAACGUUCUUCGCACCUUGCUCCGGUGCUGCUUACACUUUCCCCAACGACAGUGCUGCUAACAGCUUCGGUACGUGCCAGACUGGUACUUACACUUGCUGUAUUGGUGCUGCCUGCGCUGCCAACCCCAAUCAGCCUGCCUAA
Molecule: messenger RNA, 753 nt
Organism: Talaromyces amestolkiae
Lineage: Eukaryota; Fungi; Ascomycota; Eurotiomycetes; Eurotiales; Trichocomaceae
Exons: 3
Coding region: 1-753 (250 amino acids)
Source: RefSeq, a predicted model, not a curated record